UUUGAAGGGUGUGGUUAUUUGGGGGUGUUGAUACAGUCUCUUUUCUCUCUCUCCCUCUGUUUUGUCUUGAGUUGUUUAUUCCUCCCUCCUUUUCUGGUCCCUCUUGUCUCCAUUUUUCUAUUGUCCCGUAUUUCAAAGAAAAGUCGCCCAUAAGUCUUAUAGGCCAGUCGUCCAUACCGAUUUUAGGCUAUAAAAGUUCAAGCAAAGAUCCUCUACCACCAGUUAAAGCAUAAUGAGUAGUGAGAAAGCUGUUCUGAGCGUGCAAGCACACGUAUUUCAAAUUGAUCCGGAAACAAAAAAGAAAUGGCUGCCUUCAUCAAGUUCUGCUGUCCGUGUGACGUACUAUCAUGAUACCAACAGAAAGACUUACCGAAUCAUUGCUCUUGAAGGAAAGAAGCCACUCGUCAAUAGCACUGUCACUGCUAAUAUGAGUUUCAAUAAAACGUCUCCAAAGUUUGGCCAGUGGUCAGACCACCGUGCUAAUACCAUAUAUGGUCUGGGGUUUGGUACAGAGAAAGAUUUACUUAUGUUUUCCGACAAAUUUAUGGAAGCAAAAACGGCAGCGAAGGCUCUCCUCGAGGAAAGGAAGAAGCAGAAACAGCAGCAGCAACAAGAAACAACGUCUCAGCAGGAUUCUAGCAGCAUGGAUAAUUCCACUCUGCAAGACACAUCUAUCACCAACAGCAAACUAGUUGAUAGCAGAUCAGAUUCAAUCGAUAUCCCAUCUGAUCAAAAUGGCGGAGGUACCCCUCCUCUUUCUUCACCCAUCACAUCUCCCACUCUCUCAACUACUCAAGCAUCUCUCACUACAGCACCAGAGACAUUAGCUCCCAGCUCUAGUCUCAAUGGAAAUAAUGAUAAGGAUAAUGAUGAUGUUGUUGUUAAUGAUUCUGUCACUCGCUCUUCUUCGUCAAAGCAAGUCUCAUCGGAUGCUCAAGUUGAGUCUUUGAAAUUUGAAAAUAGUAAAUUAAAAGUUGCUCUGGCUAGCAGUGCCCAGAAUGUGAAGAAGUGGGAGAGUGAGAUGCAGACGUUAAGGAACAGCAAUACAAUGUUAAAGACAGCUCUUGAGGAGAGCGCACAGCAUGUGACCGAGUGGAAGAAACAGCUGCAGAAAUAUAAAGAUGAAUGUGACCAACUGAAAAAGAAGAUUGUAAAGCAAGAAGAUAAUUCACGCGAGAUUGAAUCAGUGACAAAGGAAAAUGAAGAAUUAAAAGAAGUUCUCUCAGCAGUACAAACUGACCUGCAAGACAAGCGAACCGAAGUCACAACAUUGCAGGCAUCUUUAAAGGCAUCGCAGGAUAAACUACAAGAAGCAACAGCUACUAAUGCCAUUCUGGAGUCACAGCUAUCAGAUAUUAAAUUAGAAUUAAAUAAUUUAAAGUCGUCACAUCAGUCUUCGUUAUCCCUUGCUAAAGAGAAGCAUGUUAAACUUGGACAGCAGAUCCAACUAAUACUCGCGACACAUAAAGACUUGGGCAAUGCCCUCAAAUAGACACUUCACCAUAGCAACACCAUUACCUUGACAACCUUCAUAGAACAUUAUUAAUUAAUUUCUCCUAUUGUUAUUAUUGUUGUUGUUGUUUUGUGAUUGUUGAGUUGUUGUUCUUAUUGUUGUUGUCUCUGUCACAUUAUUUAUUAUUAUAUAUAUCA
Molecule: messenger RNA, 1650 nt
Organism: Amphimedon queenslandica
Lineage: Eukaryota; Metazoa; Porifera; Demospongiae; Haplosclerida; Niphatidae
Product: homer protein homolog 2-like
Exons: 10
Coding region: 233-1492 (419 amino acids)
Biological process (GO): G protein-coupled glutamate receptor signaling pathway
Molecular function (GO): G protein-coupled glutamate receptor binding
Source: RefSeq, a predicted model, not a curated record